AUGUUGCACGUGAGGGAGCGCCAGACAGCGCGAGUUUUGAAAACCAAAGUUAUGGAAAUCCUUUCAAGCUUUGGAGUUGGAGUAGAAUAAAUAUUUUCAAUCACUUGCGACAAUGGGGCUAAUAUGUUGGGCAACGUCCAACAGCUCAAACAAGAGGUUGAGCUAAUGGCCACUCAAUCAGGUAAUCCGGAAGAUACAGAAAAGGAGGACAAAGCAUUAAUCGAAUUAACUGCAGCGAUGUGCACUGAAUUCCAAGAGAAUUUGAACCUAGUGAGAUGCGCUGUGCAUACGUUACAGUUAGCCAUCCUCGAUGUAGUGGACAAGUCCAAUGCCAUGGUAAAAACUGUCACGGAAAUAGCGAAGAAAUGCAAGCAAGUGAAGUAUAACCUCAGUUUCGUCAAGGUGACAUAUCCACCGGUUUGGGGCCAAACACGCUGGUGUGGAAUAUUCGACAUGUGUAACCACUUUCUCGAAUAUGAACAGUUUUUCAAACAAUUGGCAAAUCAGUUCCCGGAACUCGAUCUUGGAGACGCCUGGGACUUUGUACAAAACUACGUGGAAGCCUUUAAACCACUUUACAUUUGUACAAAAAAUAUGCAGACGAAACACGUCUCCCUGGCCGAUUUUUAUUUGCAAUGGCUGAAUGUCAUCAAGGAAAUGAGGAAAAUACCUCAAAACCCAUUCGCAACUGAACUGGAUGAAGCAUUAAUUAAUCGACUCCGAAACUUACGACGGUCACGGGCUUUCCAAAUGGCGCUUUAUUUGGAUCCGCGUUUCAAUUACAAAGGCUCAACGAUUUUCAAACCCGACGAAAAGGAACUGAUUCAGGGCUACAUUAUUGAUACAUGCAACAGAAUCCGCGCAUACCAACAGUCCAAAUCAGCUGCGUUGGAAACUUCAACUUUAACGAACGAAGAUGACCUCGAUGUGUUCAUAACAGAAAUGUACGGUGAAUGCGAUGCACCACCCGAUGAAACCAACGGCUCACGAUUCCUGCAUCAGCUCAAAGCUCUUGACGUAGAACCGAGGCAAACUCAUGGCUACGACGUGUGGCAGCACUGGGUGAACAGACGUGACACGCAUCCUGAAUUGUAUUCCGUGGCUAAAGUUGUCCUUGCCGUACCGUCCAAUCAAGUGUCCGUCGAGAGAGCUUUCAGUGCUUUACCCCUGGUACUAACAGAUCGUCGCUCAGGGCUUGGUGAAGACACUCUGGAAAAUAUUCUUCUUGUGAAGCUCAAUGGAGAGAUGUUUGAUGAUGUAUCGAACGCCCUUUUUUUGGCUCCAUCCUCUUCGGAGACACUUUGA
Molecule: messenger RNA, 1305 nt
Organism: Armigeres subalbatus
Lineage: Eukaryota; Metazoa; Arthropoda; Insecta; Diptera; Culicidae
Product: zinc finger BED domain-containing protein 4-like
Exons: 3
Biological process (GO): regulation of transcription by RNA polymerase II
Cellular component (GO): nucleus
Molecular function (GO): protein dimerization activity
Source: RefSeq, a predicted model, not a curated record